Schistocerca nitens (vagrant locust) is the source of this 2624-nucleotide messenger RNA. It is a transcript of the gene Pop2, whose product is annotated as CCR4-NOT transcription complex subunit 7. NCBI's taxonomy places the organism in Eukaryota, Metazoa, Arthropoda, Insecta, Orthoptera, Acrididae. Gene Ontology annotation, cellular component: CCR4-NOT core complex; CCR4-NOT complex; P-body. The coding region runs from base 225 to 1328 and encodes 367 amino acids. The record is from RefSeq and is a predicted model, not a curated record. Gene Ontology annotation, molecular function: nucleic acid binding; poly(A)-specific ribonuclease activity. The transcript has 9 exons.
GGCUUUGACGAUCACGAACACCUAUGGUUACUAGCUGCGAAAGUGAUCAAGUAAAUUUGGGGAGUGCUCCGCGAAGAGAGUUGUGCUUGCGUUGCCGUUUUCGCACUUCGAUAAACGUGUUUGUUUUGUGUUAGAAGUAGUGAUAUAAAUUCUUGCGUUUAUUGUAAACAGUUCUGGAUUGCAUUUAUCAACGGCUCUGCAAUGGCAGACGUACUGUGUAUCCAAUGAAAGUUAUAUGUAGGAGUGAUGUGAAUGUUGUUACUGUGAAAGUGCCUCAGGAAACUCACCAGCAUUUGAAGUCUUCUACCGCAGACAAUAAGAUUCUGCUGUUCAGCAAGUGCGAGGAAGAGAAGCUCGGAAGCCUGGUUCAGGCAUCCAAUGUGAACUGGGCCACACAUUUACUGGAGAAACUGGGGUGCGGUACUGCCAUGCCCACAGCUACAGGAGGUAGCGGAAGUUCUCAUGGGGGUCACACAAACAUUCCUAGCAAUGAAGAGUGUGGAAUACGGGAUGUUUGGCGACACAAUCUUGAAGAAGAAUUCAAGACGAUCCGUCAGGUGGUGCAGAAAUACCAUUAUGUGGCAAUGGAUACUGAGUUCCCUGGUGUUGUGGCACGACCAAUUGGCGAAUUCCGCAGCACAGCAGACUAUCAAUAUCAAUUGCUACGCUGCAAUGUCGAUCUCUUACGGAUUAUCCAAUUGGGGUUGACGUUUCUAGACGAGAAUGGCAAGACACCUGGUGGUGCAUACACAACGUGGCAGUUUAACUUCAAAUUCAACUUAUCGGAAGAUAUGUAUGCUCAAGACAGCAUCGACCUGUUGCAGAAUUCAGGUAUUCAGUUCAAGAAACAUGAAGAAGAAGGCAUAGACCCUUUAGAUUUUGCAGAACUUUUAAUGACAUCUGGCAUUGUUCUAAUGGAUAAUAUAAAGUGGCUGUCAUUUCACAGUGGGUAUGAUUUUGGCUACCUCUUAAAACUGCUUACAGAUCAGAACCUACCUCAUGAAGAGAGUGACUUUUUUGAUCUUCUGAGGCUGUAUUUUCCAACAGUAUAUGACGUCAAGUACCUCAUGAAAAGCUGUAAAAAUCUGAAGGGAGGCCUUCAAGAGGUAGCUGACCAAUUGGAGCUGGAAAGAAUAGGACCACAGCACCAAGCUGGAAGUGAUUCGCUUCUCACGGGCAUGGCAUUCUUCAAGAUGAGAGAGAUGUUCUUUGAAGAUAACAUUGAUGAUGCCAAGUACUGUGGGCAUCUGUAUGGACUUGGGACAUCAUUUGUUAUGAACGGCAACAACAGUUAUCAUGACAAUGGGGAUAAUAGCAAUUCAUCGUGAUACUGCUGCUUGUCUGGAGCCAAUGAAGACCAGAACGACAUCAUAGUGCUUGUGUUCAUGCUCUGUCAACUGUAUUCCUUACAUCCCAAGAAAUAAGGAAACAAAACCUUUUUAUGAAUUUUUCUUUUGUACAAUUUCUUAAUUGACAAAAUAGUGUAUACAUUCUGUAUUAAUGUAAGAAAUGAAAUUGUAAAUUUGUAAAUCAAAUGUUUCAAUUGUGAACACCCUUUAGAGUACAACUGUGUGGAUGAUGAAUGAAUCAUGUUCUUUAUAGGAAUGACAUGUGUCUGGUGCAGAGCAUAAGCCAAAAACUGAAAGUGAAAAAUCAUUUUUUUUAAUAUUCUGCAGAAAAGGACCACUUACACACAAACAUCUGGAAUAUAUUAAUAUCGGAACAAAAUUUAAGUCUUAAUUGAUGUAGCAAAGCUAUAUAGUUUAAUGUAUGUCAGUAAGCUAAAAAGUAACUGUCAAUCCUCUUCUUUCUUAUUUCUUAACAAGAAAUAAGGAAGUGUUUAUCUUUCACAAGAUUAUGUAUAUUUUUAUUUGACUUGGUAUCCAAGUUUUUUAACAAAAUACAAAUUAUAAAAAAAAAUAAAUGUGCAAAUACUUUUGAGGAGUUUGAACUUGUGAAAGAUAAAUAUUUGACAAAUAACAGUUCAUUGCUGUUAAGUUAUCAAUAUAUUGUAGAUAUUUUUUUUAAUGUUUCCCUUAUAUUCCCCUUGUCCUUUAUUUCGACCUCACCAUGUUUCAUAGUGUCCAUGUACAUCUGUGCUCUGUAUGAAGAGAAGAAAGCUAUUAAUGAGCAUGUUUGUAGGGAGUGAAUGAAAUUAUAUAUAUAUACAUAUGUCCUUUACAUUUUAUAUGUGUAUUAAAGUAACUCAAGAUGAAAAAAUAAUAAUAAUAAUAAUAGAGAAAUAAUGGUGUGUGAAUUUAUGCUUUAAUUAAGUAAUAAUGUGAAAUAAACACAGUUAAGAAGUAAACAGAAAUUUUUAUUGAUAUAGUUUGCACUGGUUUUAUCCAUCUGUGCAGAGAAGGAGAGAAAUUUAUUUAUAAAGCUUUAAAAACAUAACUGAGUUUUAGUUGAUAAUUAUUCAGUUGAAAUUAGCUUUUUAUAUUCAUGCGCGUUGCCUCAUGGUGCUCUGGUCUGUUAGUGGACAUGGCUGUUUCAAUGUUUUUGUACUUUUUGUCAGAAUCACUGCUAAGUGAUUGCUUGCAGCUUUUUUAGAUUUUGUAAAUGCAUUUUUAUACAUUAUUUGGUUUUCUAAUAAUGUCACUCACCCAAAAUUUUAUUUUUCA